CCGAAAGGCCGGGGCGGGCGCGGGGCCGCGCCCCGAUCGGGCACCCAGCGGCGUCGGCCCCGAGGGCUGCACCAGCCCGCCGUACCUGUGCGGGAGGAGGGCGGCGGUGCCGCGCCAGCCCCCGGCCCCCCGCCCGCCGCGGUUCCCCCGCCGCCCCUCAGCCGCCCGCCUUGCGGCCAGCGGGGCCCAGCACCGGCCCGCCCCGGGCCUGAGGCGAGGGCGGCCGCCGCGCGGCUCAACAGCCGCCCCCGCGCUCCGCGGCUUCCCGGGGGCUGGAGGCGCCCCAGCCCCGGCCUCGCCCCUCCUCCGGCCGCCCGCAGGUGAGGCCGGCCCCGGGGCGGUGCUGCCGCGGCCCGCACGCCGUGUCUCGGCCGGGAGGAGCACCUGUGGUGCCUGCCAGCCGCCGCCAGAUAAUCUGUUGGCCUGUUAAGCAGUCUAUAGGCUGAAUGAGUGCUCAACUUCUUUUCACCUGAUCUUUGACUUCUGCAAGUCCAACCUAGGUGGCUGGAUGCAGGAGUAAAGCUUCUCAUGGAGCAGUAGUCAGAGACAUUGAAGGGUUGACCCAAGGGCUAUUUCAUCCUGCAAGAAAUCAGUUAGCAAGAUCUGCAUAGACUUGUUCCUAAGGGAAAACAUGUCUGAGAUUGACUAUGAGAAGUUAGCUGAAAUAGAACUGCAGAAAGAUGAAGCAGAAGAUACACAGUCAGAACAGGGAGAAACAUUUAUGCCACCACUGCUUAUGGAUCCUGAGCUAAAUAUCAAUCACCCCUACUAUGAUGUUGCGAGACAUGGCAUCAUCCAGUUAGCAGGUGAUGACAAUUCUGGAAGGAAGGUGAUCACCUUCAGUUGCUGCCGUAUGCCCCCCUCGCAUCAGCUCAAUCACACCAGAUUGCUCGAGUACUUAAAGUAUACUCUGGACCAGUAUGUAGAGAAUGACUAUACAGUUGUCUACUUUCAUUAUGGCCUGAAGAGUCUGAAUAAACCAUCCCUGAAAUGGUUACAAACAGCCUACAAAGAAUUUGACAGGAAGUAUAAGAAAAACCUUAAAGCACUCUAUGUUGUACAUCCGACCAACUUCAUAAAAAUUCUGUGGAAUAUCUUUAAACCUCUUAUAAGCCAUAAGUUUGGGAAAAAAAUCACCUACUUGAACUAUUUAAGUGACCUGAGAGAGCAUCUCAAAUAUGACCAGCUAAAUAUCCCUCAAGAAGUCAUCCGACAUGAUGAAAAUCUUCGGGGGAAACAGAAGGGAAAACUGCCAUCUGUGGUUAAGGUUCCUCCACCACGGCCACCUCUACCUACUCAGCAAUUUGGAGUCAGCCUGCAAUAUAUCAAGGACAAAAAUAAAGGCGAACCAAUCCCCCCAGUAAUGAAGGAAACUGUGUCCUACCUAAAAAGAAAAGGACUACAAGUAGAGGGCCUCUUCAGAAGGUCAGCUAGCAUCCAGACUAUCAAAGAUGUUCAGAAACUCUACAAUCAGGGCAAGUCUGUGAAUUUUGAUGAUUAUCAUGAUAUCCAUGUUCCUGCUGUUAUCCUAAAGACUUUCCUUAGGGAACUCCCUCAGCCAUUACUAACGUUUGAGUGUUAUGAUCAUAUCCUUGGAAUCACCAGUGUGGAGAGCAGUUUACGAGUCACCAGAUGUAAACAAAUCAUCCAAGAACUUCCUGAACACAAUUAUGUUGUUCUGAAAUAUCUGAUAUGCUUUCUCCAUAUGGUUUCACAGGAGAGCAUAUAUAACAGAAUGACAGCAUCCAGCUUGGCCUGUGUCUUUGGCUUGAAUUUGAUAUGGCCAUCGAAAGGAACAACUUCCCUGAGUGCUCUGGUACCUCUGAAUCUCUUCACUGAACUACUGAUAGAUUUCUACACGAAUAUAUUCAACUCCCGAACAGUGCCUGAUGAGAUCCUGCCUUAAUGCUUCCAGACAGGAAAAGGGAGUCUGGCUGCCUGAGGGGAAGGUCUCCAUGCUUCAGCUGGUGGGAGCUUUUAAUUCAGGUCUCUCUCUUGCAAAGAAAACAUUCAAUACAGAGUAAAGUUUAUGUAGCUUUCUAAAUACCAAAGAUUUUGAGAGAAGCACACAGCCCCAUAUAUUCUCAUCACAUGGGGGAGCAUAUGUACGUGAACAUUCAAAGGCCAAUAGGUCAAAGUGAAUCCACUUAUUAAACUUGAGCAGCUGACAAAACCUGGUAUGUUCAAAAAAAUCAUGACACUAUGUUGCCAGUCUGUCAUUUCUUUGGGAUUCUGGAGACCUUACUAUGUGGCACUAUUUUUUGCAUGAGCAGAGCAAAGUUCUGGACCACUCCUGAAUAUACAGCUUUCUUCCUUUGUUGUUUUUUUUGUUGGUUUUUUUUUUUUUAAUUUGAAUACAAGUUUGUUAGAAAUUUCCCUAUUAAGUUAAUAAAGGUGGAAUUAAUUUUGAAGGUACUAAAAUUUCUAAACUCUUCUUCCAUAUAUUUAAGUGCCUUGUUUUACACAAAAAGAUGUGAGCAGUUGUGACACAUCAGGUUUGCAAUUACCAUGGAGAAUAAAGUGUUUCCUGGAUAAUUUGAGUUGUGCAGACAGCUAACUAAUUAUGCUUGCAAAUAUCUAAUAUAUGCAGUUAAUCACUGUAUCUGCACAUGCAAAGUGUGUGGAAGGGUUUUUUUUCUUAUAAGUUCAAAUUGGGAGCAGUAAUGGUUUUUUUCCUCUGGAUGCUUGGAAUUUUCAUCAGUGGAGUUCUAUCAGUAAGUGCAUAGUACAGAAUAUAGACUAACUUUGUGAAGAGUACCCCUGAUGUUUGGGCUGCAUACUUUUGUAGUUUGAGUUGAUUGAGUUGCUCUUCAAAUCAGUUUCUCUAGAAAGCAGUAAGAGUAACAACUUGGAUAAUAUACCUAAUACCAGUUUUACACAUUGAAAGUCUGUUUUGUAGAUAUGCGAAUAAUUAGCCAAUAUAAAGGUAGAAUUAUCAGUAUUUUCUUCUGACUAUGCCAUUAAUAUCGCUUGUAUUUGAUGAACUCUUAACGCAGUGCUAUUUCAUGGUUUAACACUUGAUUGGUAACAGUUAUAUGUUUUUAUAUAUAUAUAUAUAUAUAUAUAUUUAUCAUAGCUGCCUGCAAAGCAAAAGAAAAUUAACCAGUGGUAAAAAAAGUAGUAUUUUCCCUAAUGCUCUGGUCUUUUUGAUUCUGUACAAAGCAAAUGAAACAGAGGGACUAUUUAGACUUCAGUAAAAUUAAUAGUCUCAGGAGAACAAUUUAGGCAUCUCCUCCUCUGCAAACACAGAGCCACUUUUUAUCCCGUAGGUUCUAGCAAGUUGAGGGUUUGUACUUCUGGCCAAAAUCUCAGCAGUUACAAAUUGUCUGUCUGUGUAAAGGGUGCAACACAAUCUUAUUGCAGAGGGUGGAGAGGAUUCAUUCUUGUCAGCAAUUUCAGGAAAUAACCAAGUGUUCAGAAGGCUCUGGAAUGCUCUAUGUGCCAGGCUUUCAUUUGCCCAGUAGGUGUCAUCUAUAGCAUUAGGCAAUGAUUAAAAUUUGAAAAAUACAGAGGCUUUAGAAAAAGGUGUGUGGAAAGGACCCAUCUCAUGUCACAGUUGUGUUUUCCCCGCUUCCUCAAGUGUCUUAAAGACAACUUUUUGGCUUUUGAAUAUCUUUAACUAAUAACCACCCAUGACUCCCAUUUAAAUAUAAAAUCUUGCAUAGUACACAGAGAGUAAUUAAUAAGUAUUCAUGAUUGUUCCAUUUGAGCAAAAUGAGAUUGCCAGGGAUAAAACUGUUGUAGUUUUGUAUUGCAACUUACUGUUUUUACAUCUGAGUUACCAGUGACAGCACCUCAGCCUUGUUGUAUUAUAAAACCAAAUACAAUUACGUUCAAUACUGCUCAGUGACUUGGCAGUAUGGUUCUGUGCAUCAGCACCCUGUUCUUAUAGGAGAGGAGUAUGGCCUCUGGGAAUUAACAAAACCUAAGUAUUUUGCCACUUGCUGACCUUGGUCAAAAUACAUACAUGUUAGUUUUGCUGUCUGUAAAAAGAAGGAGCACCUGGCAUUAGAGAAAAGCUUUGCGAUUAAAUGCUGGUAGGUCCUAUAAAAUGGUUGUUUUCCAUUUCCUCAUGUCCUCUUCCAUAAAUCUGGCAACAUCAAAUGGCAUUUGGUCUUCAGGCUACACUGCGUAAUGGGAAUGUGAGUCCUGAACAGUUUUAGCACAGUAACAUACCCAAGCCCUGUGGGGUGAAAUCCUGAGUUUGUAGAAGUCAGCUUUGCUCAAAAAGUCUCCAGAGCCAGGGAGGGGUCUCCCUCAUGGAUUUAGUUCUCCAACUCACCCAAAGUUGGGAGAGAGCAGGAAUUUGGCAGCAGCAGUUGUGUUGGUGAAGUGAGCCCUCAGGGCAGGGCUGCUUCUGACCCCUUCACUUUUGCGACUAUAAGUACAAGAAAGGAGCAUCCCUUCAGCUAAUUUGCCUGCCUGUAGAUGAUACUUGAAACCUGACUCACGCUUUCAGUAUUGGUCAUACACCAAACUGCAGGUCUUCCUUUUAGUGCUUUGUAAACUACCAUUUUCCAGCAAUUUCUAGCUCUGCUCAUUUAGUGAAUGAAGAACAAAAUGGCGUUUUCUCAUCUCAAGGUGCCGCCUUCUUCUAAAGGACAGACACCUGUUAUUUGCCAGUGUGGGUAACUGGUGCUUAAGAAAAGCAGAGGCUCUGGUUCCGAUUGCCAUUAGCACUGGUGGGGGCUAGAGGGAGGCAGGGGGACGGGGACUCCCGCUCCCCUUUAUCUUCCUGCCUCCCCAGCAGGCAGCCCGAGACAGAAAUAAGGAAGGUACUCACGUCCACCCCAGCCCUUCCCUGCAACCCUGCCUGUCACAGGGAAGGGACUUGCCCGGAUCAAAGGUACCUGGGUAACAAAACCCUCCUAGAGAUGAGAUCCCAGCUCUGUCCCCCCCGGACCCCAAAGGAACUGGUGAAAUCGUUCACAUCUGCAGCAGAAGCCCCCGAUCUCUGUCCUGAGUGCCAGACUUAACUAUGACAUUAAAUCAGCUCUCAUGAAUUAUUCAGAAGGGUUUGGAGUGAAAUUCAUGUUAGAGAAAUAUAUGUUUCAAAUUUCCUGACUCUAAGAGGAGUCCUGGAGGUGUCCCCUGCAGUUACUUUGAUAACAGUUUCUCUUUACAAAUGAUAAUUGCACGAUUCCAGCUUUUGUACAGUGUGGCCUUGUGAACUCUUCUCUUGUACCAAAGAACAAUUUUCAGAUCAUUUCCAUAGCAAAAAGAAAGUGAUUAUGGAGAUAAUCUGUUGGAAACACACAUGCUGAAUUUCAGUUUAAAACAAUAAAAUGCAGUCGUGGAAUGAGAAAUCAAGUGUUACCUAACUGACAAUAUACAGAGAAUAAAUUGCCUAAGCAUUUUAGUUUACUGAGCUGUUAGGAGUUGAAAAUUGGUCCCAAGACUAGUCUGAUUAUCAGGAUGCCUCUAGUAACAAGUGCCAAAGGGGGAAGGGAAUACUUUUCUACCCUGAAUCUAUGAAGAAAUGGAAGAAGAUUGAACAAUGUCAUUAACCGAGGGGGGUCUUUACAGUUCUUGGAAAAAACUUCCAUAAAUGAUAUCGCACGUGUGCAGAUGAUCUGUCUGUCUGUGUGCGUUGCGCUCCUUGAGCAGCAUCCAUCACAGAAUCUCUCAGAACCUUAUAAAUUCACUCGUGAGGAGACUAAUAAUAGAAAAGCCCCAGAUGUUUUAGUCACGUGUUCAAUAUGUACUUAGGUGGCAAGUUGAACCUUUAAUAGGUUUGAUGGCACAGUCACCCAUCACACCCCCCCUUCAUUUCCUGAAUAGUUUAUCUAUACAACCUUGGAAAAACGUAGGUUUGCCAACACUCCCACUUUUCAAGUGGCCACGGGGGUGUUGGGGCACAGGGUAAGAAAGAGGGAGUUCCUGCCAGCACCUGUAAUUUGUGAAGUGAGAUGCUCACGUUCCCUUGAAGCUCUGCUGGCCACCGGUCCCCUUCCUGCUCAUACUCUAUUCAUAAUUUCUUACAUGUUUUUACCUACAAAGAGAAGUCAGAAGCAAACAUACCCUGCUUUAAGUAGGCACAUCUCCAUUGAAGCCAAAGGUAUGACUAUGAAACCUAUGUAAGUCCUGUGUUAAAUGAUACAUGUGGCCAACAUAUACAAACGGUGUUCUGCCUUUCCUGUUGGAGUAAAAUACUCAUUUUCACGAUUUGAAGAGUUUGAUUUUAGUCUUUAUCCAUGCAUAUCACAGAAAGCUAAUUUUGAUGCAUUGCACCUAAUGUAGCAAAGUUUACUUUUUUUUGUAAA
Falco peregrinus (peregrine falcon) is the source of this 6263-nucleotide messenger RNA. RefSeq names its product Rho GTPase activating protein 8 (gene ARHGAP8). The transcript has 14 exons. NCBI's taxonomy places the organism in Eukaryota, Metazoa, Chordata, Aves, Falconiformes, Falconidae. Gene Ontology annotation, cellular component: cytoplasm. Gene Ontology annotation, molecular function: GTPase activator activity. Bases 632 to 1906 code for a protein of 424 amino acids. Gene Ontology annotation, biological process: small GTPase-mediated signal transduction; negative regulation of endocytic recycling. The record is from RefSeq and is a predicted model, not a curated record.